GCACCUGUCGCUUUAAGGUUGUCAUGGGUUACAUCCUCCAUGUCAAAUCGAGGCGCAUUGACGUCAAUGGUGGUUUGUGAUUGGUCUUUACCCGUUUCCGGUAGGGCAACCAUCCAAAGAUUGAGGAGAAAAGAACCAACAAUUUGUGUUUCUCCUGUCCAGAAAGUACAAUUGGAGACUAAUAAAGAAGAUUUCGAGGCUAUAGCCGUAGAGGUCAGGGGUCACCGUCCGAGGUCAUAGGUCAUCAUGGCGUCCGGCAGCGCGAGCAGCGAGGAGGAGAAGAGCCUGCGGGAGUGCGAGCUCUACGUGCAGCGGCACAACAUCCAGCAGCUGCUGAAGGACUGCAUUGUCCAGCUGUGCACCUCCCGUCCCGAGAGGCCCAUGGCAUUCCUCAGGGAACACUUCGAGAAACUGGAGAAGGAGGAGGCUAAGCAGAUCCUGAAUGCUCAGAAGGCGAGUUCUCGCUCAGACUCACGGGAAGACGAGGUGUCGCCGCCCAUGAACCCCGUGGUGAAGGGCCGGCGACGACGCGGGGCCAUUAGUGCUGAGGUCUACACGGAGGAGGACGCCGCCUCAUACGUCCGCAAGGUCAUUCCUAAAGAUUACAAGACAAUGGCAGCCCUGGCCAAAGCCAUAGAGAAGAAUGUCCUCUUCUCCCACCUCGAUGACAAUGAGAGAAGUGAUAUCUUUGAUGCCAUGUUUCCAGUCACGUAUAUUGCUGGGGAGAUCGUCAUUCAGCAGGGUGACGAGGGAGAUAAUUUCUACGUCAUUGAUCAGGGGGAGAUGGAUGUCUAUGUAAAUGGUGAGUGGGCCACGAACAUCGGGGAGGGCGGCAGCUUCGGCGAGCUGGCCCUGAUCUACGGCACCCCUCGAGCGGCCACCGUCAGAGCCAGGAGCAACGUCAAGCUGUGGGGCAUCGACAGGGACAGCUACCGGAGAAUACUUAUGGGGAGCACUUUGAGGAAGAGGAAAAUGUAUGACGAGUUCCUUAGCAAAGUUUCCAUUUUAGAGUCUCUGGAUAAGUGGGAGCGCCUCACGGUAGCCGACUCGCUGGAGCCUGUGCAGUUUGAAGACAGCCAGAAGAUCGUAAUGCAGGGACAACCAGGGGACGAGUUCUUCAUCAUCCUGGAGGGUAGCGCGGCCGUACUGCAACGACGGUCAGAGAACGAGGAGUUUGUGGAGGUUGGACGGUUAGGACCUUCUGAUUAUUUCGGUGAGAUUGCGUUGCUGAUGAACCGCCCGCGGGCUGCUACGGUGGUGGCACGGGGUCCUCUGAAGUGCGUGAAGCUGGACCGGCCGCGUUUCGAGCGCGUGCUGGGCCCCUGCUCAGACAUCCUGAAGAGGAACAUACAGCAGUACAACAGCUUCGUCUCAUUGUCUGUCUAAGGAAGGAGCUCAGCUCACACGUUGGUCACAAAAAAAAACCCACCCCCAACCCCAGACCCCUUGUACAGGGACCUCCACCUCACCUCAUCUCCAUCUCCCCCAGACCACACAGUCACUCACAGUCAGUCUAAGGACAAGCUCACACGUUGGUCACAAAAAACCCACCCGUCCCCAAACCUGACCCCAGACACCUUUUACAGGACUUCCACCUCAUCCCCCCCCAGACCACACAGUCACCCAUUGGCUCUUUCUCAAUGCCCAGUGUUCUAGCCUUGCUAGGACGUGAAAUGCCCAGUGAUUGGAUACUCCGCGGCGUUUACCAAAGAGUAGCCAAUCACUGGGCAUUUCACUUCCUAGCAAGGCAAGAACACUGUGUGCAUUGAGAAGUAGCCAUUGUCUGUCUAAGGAGGAGCUCACACGUUGGGUCACAAACAAACCCGCCCAUCCCCAAACCUGACCCCCAGAGCCCCUUACAGUACCUCCUACACCGCCUCAUGUCUCCAACCUCACCCUCAUACUCCACCUUUUCCUCCUCUAUCCCUGACACCAGACACCACACCACGUGGGGCGGUCUACCAGUUGGUCCAUACCAUACGCUCUUUGCAUUCUCCAUGCUCUUCAGGCUUUUUAAAAAAGAAAUUGUUUUUUUGUUUGUUUGUUUGUUUGUUUGUGGAUUAUACGGUCGGUUGACUGGUUGGAUGUUUUAUAGUGUGGUGUGGUACACGCCUCUUCAUGUGUCAGCAGUUUGGGCAGCCUUCUUGGUUUAUUUGUGUACCUGUUGAGUUGGGGGGCCUAUGCUGACAAAGCUGGUUCAGGAGUAAACCAGGUUAAGUUAAGAGGUAACAAAAUGAGGACUCCCAAGCUCUUCUAUCAGAUUACCUCUUAAAUUAACCAGGGGUGCAUUUCUCAAAAGCGUAGUUGUUAGCAGUUAGCAACUUCAGUAGUUACCAAUGGGAAAUUGCAUUGCAAACAACAAAGUAGCUAAUGUAAUUAGCAACUACGCUUUUGAGAAAUGCACUACUGGUUUACUCCUGAACCAGGUUUGUAGUAUAAGGCCCUUGGUGACGGGGACGUGUGAUGAGAUGAUGGUGAAGUAGUUAUUCUGGCAGAGGCUUGUGGAGGGGUAGACAAUCAGAUCCAAAUGUUCUCACUUCAGUGUUUCACAUAUAGUUGUUUAAAUGUGUACUUUUUCCGUUUUGUGCUUUUUCCUGAUUUACCUGUUUUGAAAAUGAAGGAUAACUUGAAGAAAACCAAAAGAGAGUGUAUUUAAAGAAAAAGAACAAUCUAAAACAAAACAAAAAAUCUGACAUUUCCACCACAUUGACAAACUUGAGUUGUUACAGUACUGAGUUGCAUCGUGGUUGUUUCCAUGGCGUCUUGUCACUUUGUUAAUUCCUGAAAGAAAACGACUUUCAGAGCUUGCAGCCAGCCUUAAUGUAAACAUGAAUCUUUUCCUUCCGUUCCUGUUUGAAGUCGGCAUGUCUGUGUGUGGACGGACCAGCGUGUUGUCUACACAUAGAGUAGAUAGUCUGAAAUAUCCCAUCUGGGUCUAAACUGACUCUCCUUAGAUGAAUGUAGUUUCCUCUAUCCUCCACACAGUGUCACCACUGAGCUCCAUACAGCUACAUUCAUCUGGCGAGAGUCAGGUUCUUCAGGUUGGUACUGUAACUGUUCUGGCAUAUUUCAGUUUCCCACAGACAAAACAUAAUUUGCACCGUACAUUUGUCCCGUGACUUGAGUCCCUCUGGACUUUUGUAGAAUGCUAGUAUCUAACUUUGUUCCAGAUAAUAUUUCUCAGAAGGUGACACCACCACCAAGGUGUGUUGGGUGCUGCUUUGGGAAAUGUGUUGUUGGCGCUUCGGUCAUUGGACCUCCUUCUCCCCGAUGGUGUGGGAGGAUGUUGCAUCUUUUCACUGGCCAGUUUGUCACGAUCACACUGUAUUCUCUAAUGUUGUAUUCUUAAGGGUUGAUUUUCUUGCGUAUUGUUUGGGGGUUUUAAUUCAGAGAAGAAUAUUGAUUUAAUUUUUAAAGCGUCUCUUGAGUGACCGGUUAGUGUCAUUUGGCUUUAAGCACUGUUCCAUUAUCUGAGAAAAUGAACCUAAGUUAAUACUUUUUUUUUUCUUUUUUUUUUUUUAAAGGUGCCAAACAUUUUAUUUUCUGUGGAUGGUACAACUUAUGCUGUUGUAAUUUACUAGGGGGAAAAACCUAGCCAGCUGGAAUGGAACAAGUAAAUAUUUCUGACUCAAUCUGGCUUUGACUUAGGAAAGCCAUUUGAGACCAUGUUGUUAUUAUCAGUAUUGAAAAUCCUGUCAGUAUAUCUGCCACAUGCUGCACAUUUCAAAAACAUUUGACGCCACCAUUUUAACAUUGCAUUUCAUAGAAAAACAUGUUGAUUUAUUUACAAAGCACCCAUACAGAGACGACUUAUUGAGCCGCGCCAGUGCCAUAAAAGCUGUUGUGAGGAGCCUGAUCUGACGUGCGUUUCUCGAAUGCGUAGUUGUUAGCCAGUUUGCAACUUGGGUAGUUGCCAAUGGGAACUUGCAUUGAAAACACUGAAGUAGCUAACGCAGUUAGCAACUAUGGUUUCUAGAAAUGCACCCCUGUCCCAAAAAAACUAGAAACACACAAAUAACAGCAUGUUCAGCCACUGACCCCAAGCUGAGGCUACUUAGGCCACAACCUACACACACACACACAGAAACGCGUACACACGCGCGCACACACAGAUCUGACAUGGCCUCCAUUAGGAAGCAAAACUGUAUUAUAGAGGUUUGAAGGAUGAUGUUUUGGAUCAUCCCUAUGACAACAAAAUGUAGCUGUUUAUUUAGUUUGUUUAUUUAUUUUUUUUCAUGUCACUCAAAUAUAUUUUUAAAUUGGUAUCCCCAGAGGUUAUGGGAAGUUAUUAAUCUGGUUAUUGGCAUAGGAACUGCAAAGAGAGCCACACCCAGUUGGGCAAACAGGGAUUAUUGUGUUAUGGCAGAAGAAAGGGAGAAAACGUCUAUAAAUAAAUCUUAUCAUAAAUCUCACAGCUGUAGUGCUGUGGAGUCACAGAGCCAUGGCGUUGCCGUUUUUUGUUUUAGGUUAAUUCGUCAUGUUUGAGGUGGCUCCGGUUAUUAUUGUUGUUUGGGUUUUUUUUUUCCUUUUUCUUUUUUUUUCUUUGCUGUUGUUUUCGUGUUUUGAAUUUGAACUUUAACCUUUUGUACCAUUGUGACUGUAAGGUAAUAUUUGCUGUCCAUUCCAUCUCCAUUUGCUGUGCUGCCACCCCACCCCCAUCCCACCUCAUGUCAACAUGAAAAUGAUGCUCCUACAACAAAAGGAACAAGGACCCACUUUCACUGCUGACGUGUUUGCUUUUUUUCUCUUUUUUGUUUUCUUUCAUGUGCUAGGAAGGAAUGUUUGUGUUUGAAAUGGAUACGAGUGUGUGUGUGUGUGUGUGUGUGUCUGCGCGUCUGUCUCUGUCUGUGUGAGUGCGUGCGUGUGCGUGUGUGUGUGUGUGUGUGUACGCUACCAAACAAGAUAAGCAUAGUUUGCCUUAGCUUCUGUUAGCAUGGGAGGCCGCUCUCCCUCCUGUCCUGUCCUGUCCUGUCCCGUCCAUCCCUGUAUAGGGCGUCACAUGACUUACUCUGACCUGGGGCCUAUACUAAGAAGCUGUGUCAGGAGGUAAAUCACCUAAUAGAAGAGCCUGGAGGCCUCAUGUUCUAAAGAAAACGAGGACUCUAGGCUCUUCUAUUAGAUGAUUUGCCACUUAACUUGACCUGGUUUAAUCCUGAACCAGCUUCUUGGUAUACCACUCUGCUCUGACCUGACCUCCCAUGCGUUGGUCAACCGAGGACCAUCAUUAUUAUUAUUAUUAUAUAUUUUUUCUUUUUAAAAUUCUCUUUUACCCAAUUGUCUGUACAUUUAUGUUCUUACUGUAUGUAUGUGUGCUCGGAAUAUAUCCCUUUUUGGUAUAGAUUGUCCUAAUGGCAGUUUAAGCAAUAAAAAAUGUUGUAUUAUUGA
Engraulis encrasicolus (European anchovy) is the source of this 5385-nucleotide messenger RNA. It is a transcript of the gene prkar1ab, whose product is annotated as protein kinase, cAMP-dependent, regulatory, type I, alpha (tissue specific extinguisher 1) b. The record is from RefSeq and is a predicted model, not a curated record. Gene Ontology annotation, molecular function: cAMP-dependent protein kinase regulator activity. The coding region runs from base 247 to 1386 and encodes 379 amino acids. NCBI's taxonomy places the organism in Eukaryota, Metazoa, Chordata, Actinopteri, Clupeiformes, Engraulidae. Gene Ontology annotation, biological process: regulation of protein phosphorylation. The transcript has 11 exons. Gene Ontology annotation, cellular component: cAMP-dependent protein kinase complex.